Molecule: messenger RNA, 2130 nt
Organism: Schistosoma rodhaini
Lineage: Eukaryota; Metazoa; Platyhelminthes; Trematoda; Strigeidida; Schistosomatidae
Source: the annotation of a GenBank genome assembly
AUGGGGACGCGGGACAAAAGUCCCACCGAGAGUAGUUGCUUGGUUGGGAAGGUUUUGAUCGAAGAUUUGCCAAAACGAGCUAUUUCUCAUAAUGAUAUACGUGAUUGGUUGAAAAAGUAUGGGUGCAUUUCAGAAAUCGUAAUAUAUCCGCGCUGCUUGCUUGUUCAGUUCGACUCUGAUAUCGAGGCCGCUGGUGCUGUUCAGUGCGAAAAUGGGGCAUCACUGUUUGGCACUAAAGUCUCUCUAAAGCAUGUGGAAGCCAGUGAUUUGAAAGCGCUGCGUCGUACAGGCCCACCCAUUGAUCGGUUUUCCACAAACCUGCAACGGCAUUCUGGACGCGUUUCUAGUCGUGAUCGUGAUCGGGAUAAAAGUCGCGGAUCCUUGCGCCGUGACCGCUUCCGAGGCCGAACCAAGUCUCCGGACAACAAACGUUCACGUGACAUCUCACCGCGUCGACACUCAAGGUCACCAGUCAUAACGCGUACUGAUCGGCGCACAGUUCAUCCGCUAAACUGGUUAUCAGAAGUUGCCGAACGAGACAAAAAGCUGAAUGGAUCCAGUCUUCUUGGUCCUGCCAAUAAAUCAACUGAAGAACCUAUUGUCAAAUCACCACCUUAUAUGGUGGCAAUAAUAACCGUCCAGCAUGAUCUUGUUCCAUAUGCGGAAAUUAUAGAACAACGUGUUACUAAAACUCUAACUACACCAGGAAGUCCUUCUGUUACUCAUAUAGUAGUUCUACUGUCUGUAGAUCAUCUUAGCCCGUGCCUAGCUGAUCUUACCAAAGAUGGCGUUCCGUUCGCGAUCAUUUGCACUAUGACUAAUUGGGCACAUAACUCGUGCACAUUACGUAUUCUUUACGCUCCGACCCAACAAGAGCAUCGUAAUAUGCCUUUGGAUGAUGCAUUAAUCCUACUUCAUCGAGAAUACUCAGCAUAUACGACAAGCAGUAAAGAAGAGGUUAAUACUGCUCCUCCAGACGAUGCCAGUUUCUUGCCACCUAGUCGCCAUUUAGCUUCCCUACUUCAUAUGCUGGCUGACUCUCGUGUUUUAAGUGUUGGAGAGUUAGACGAGAUCACUGUCUUUAUCCAGGAGCGAAAGCGUCGUCUAGAAGGCCGACGGAAUACCAACAGUGAUGCCGGUGCAUGCAGUGAAAAUACAGCUGAGCUCAAGUCAAGAAUUUUAAGCAUGCUUUAUCCUCAGCCUGUUAGCUCUACUGUAACUACAGACACUGCUUCUUCCAAUCUACCAGUUGAUGCGGCUCAUCAAACUCAAGAUUUAACAGCUACUAGUAUUGGAAGUAAAUUAGCUGAAAACUUAACUAACCCUAUUGUACAAAAAGCCAUAGAUACGUUAAUGUCAUAUCCUUCAAACUCUAUGCCUCAAACUUCAACGCAAAAGUCACAUAGUGCUAUGGAUACACAAAAUAUGCAAUCUAAGAACUCUUUUCGCAACAGUAUAAAGCCGCAUUCUUCAUUAGCGAUUGCUGCAUAUCCACCCAGUUGUAUGAAACAACCUACCAGCUGGAGCUAUGAAGAUAAUGGUUUUCGACCAAGUCGACCACUCAUUUCCAAUGACUUGAAUCAGCAUGUCCCUUAUGGACAGCAUACCAGACCUAACAUGAUCCAGCAGCGUGAAUAUCCCAGUGACGAAUCGCGAAAGGGUGCUGGUUUCAUAGAACAUGGAGUUCAGAGAGGUGCUUAUCACUCUGAAUUCGAAGUAAAUGAACCAGUUCUUGAUUCAAAUGAAGAGUUCACAGAAGAAAGUGCUUAUCCAGGUUGGCCCAGGAGAAAACGAAAAAAGCGAGGUUGUAAAGCUCCCUCGGGGGAUUCGUAUCAAUAUCUGGACCCUAAGAGUUUCUCACGUCAAAACGUUGACCAACAAUCUCAACAACCUGUAGAUCUUAUGUCUACGGAGGUUCAUCCAGUCGGUACUGUAGCCGAAGCAUAUAAAUAUUCUCAAGCUACCCCCCUCAUAUUCAAUUCAGGAGUCCGUGGUAGAUCUCAAAGAAUAACCGGUGGAAGUUCAUCCUAUAACAAUUACAAUUAUCAAUCAUUUGGAUCGCAUCAGCCGAAUAAUUUGAAUCUUCAUACCCAAUUUUAUGGUUAUCCCAAUCCAUCUUCAUUUUAUUAG